GCUACGUAGAUCACGUGGCCCUCCAGGAGCGGGCUGGGCGGUGGAGGAGGAGGAGGCAAGAUGGCGACGUGUAGUGGAACACCGGCGGGUAAAGCAGCGCCCGCGACGGAAUCCAGCGGGGAGGAGGCUUUCAAGGUGUUUCUCACUGAGGUGAAGCAAAUUGAAAAGCGGGACUCUGUUCUAACAUCAAAACAACAAAUUGAAAGACUUACGAGACCUGGAUCCACCUACAUCAACCUAAAUCCGUUUGAAGUUUUGCAGGUAGACCCUGAAGCAACAGACGAAGAGCUGAAAAAGAGGUUCAGACAGCUCUCAAUCUUAGUCCACCCAGACAAAAAUCAGGAUGAUGCUGAACGAGCACAGAAGGCUUUUGAAGCUGUUGACAAAGCGCAUAAGAUGUUAAUGGAGCCAGAACAGAAGAAACGUGCUAUUGAUGUGAUACAAGCAGCAAGGGAAACAAUAGAACACAAUAUGAAAGAGAAACGGAAGGCAUUGAAGAAAGACGGCAAGCAACCUAUUCUGGAAGAGGAUGAUCCUGAAAUAUUUAAGCAGUCAGUGCACAAGCAAACAAUGAAGCUGUUUGCUGAGCUGGAGAUUAAAAGGAAGGAGCGUGAAGCCAAAGACAUGCAUGAGAGGAAACGACAAAGAGAAGAAGAAAUUGAGCAGGAAGAGAAAGCCAAACGCGACAAAGAGUGGCAAAAGAAUUUUGAGGAAAGUCGAGAUGGCCGUGUCGAUAGCUGGAGGAACUUUCAAGCUAACAAAAAGAGCAAGAAAGAAAAGAAACAGAGGAGCUUUCUCAAACCCCCCAAAGUUAAAAUGGAGCAGAGAUAAGAGUACUGUCUUUUUACAUAAAAUAGGAAGGCACAAACAAACAAAUAUAGCAAUGUUUACUCCAGAACAUGUUCUUUGCUUAGGAAUGUUGUUUGCAAAAUAGUGGCAGAAAUGAUCAUUUUCCUAUUCAUUCUACUGACUCAUAAGUGUUGUAGCUAUAAGUACUUUUGACUUUCAUCCCUGAUAAUCUGCACAGCAGGGCUUCACUGCUCCUCGAUUCUAAAACAACAUGAUGUAAAUGUACAGUAUAAAAGAGGUUAAUAACGGCCUUGUAUCUUUUUUCAAAACCUUUAAUUUUUAAGCCCUGUAAUUUAACGUUUUGUACCCUUUUUGUACUGUGAUGAACAAUUUGUCUAUCUUUAGUCAUCGAAGGUCAUUAAAAGUGUUUGGAAAUAAUG
This is a messenger RNA of Mobula hypostoma (lesser devil ray), 1229 nucleotides long. It is a transcript of the gene dnajc8, whose product is annotated as DnaJ (Hsp40) homolog, subfamily C, member 8. The record is from RefSeq and is a predicted model, not a curated record. The transcript has 9 exons. Lineage: Eukaryota; Metazoa; Chordata; Chondrichthyes; Myliobatiformes; Myliobatidae. Bases 61 to 831 code for a protein of 256 amino acids. Gene Ontology annotation, cellular component: nucleus.